Molecule: messenger RNA, 7810 nt
Organism: Bombus terrestris (buff-tailed bumblebee)
Lineage: Eukaryota; Metazoa; Arthropoda; Insecta; Hymenoptera; Apidae
Gene: Tdg
Product: probable serine/threonine-protein kinase yakA
Exons: 10
Coding region: 1564-4851 (1095 amino acids)
Biological process (GO): base-excision repair, AP site formation
Cellular component (GO): nucleus
Molecular function (GO): mismatch base pair DNA N-glycosylase activity; DNA binding
Source: RefSeq, a predicted model, not a curated record
UGAAACCGAGCGAGACCGAACGUAGUCGAUGGAGGUCGGAAACGCACGAACCUCGCGGCUCGAGCGACCGAACCAGCGACACGGCCAAGCAGUGCGGUGCCGACUCUUGCUGCCGCGGUUUCAACAUCCGUGGUGUGCGUGGACGAGUGUUUACGCGACAGUAGACUUCUCGUCGAAACGAAUACGGAGCAAGGCGUAUACAGCGAAGGAUAGAGAAAGGAGACAGAAACGGGAUAGAGUCGGACACCGAAGACAAAGGAGAGAAGAGAGACGAAGAGAAGGCGCGUUUGCGGUGGAGUGUCGUAUCGUGGAGCAGCGUACCGAGGUUUAGGAGCGGUAUACGUCGUUGCGUUAUCGAGAGCGAAAUAACGCGACGAGUCGUCCGGUUGGCGAGACGACCGAACGAACCAUCGACGCUCGUCCAGUGAAACGGAGAAAGAAGCAAGAGAGGGAGAAAAAGAGCGAGCGAGCGAGCGAGAGAGAAAGGCGGAAGACAGGAAAAAAAGAGAAAACAUUGUGCCGUCUUUAUCGUCCGGGGCGUGGGUGCAGCGAACGCGAAUCCCUCGGACGAGACCGCUUUGCCGCGAGCGAACGAGCAAGAGAAGCGAGAGCGAGGAAACGGACGAGGAGUGAAAGAGAUGGUGGAGGACGGAACGGAUCCGUCGCGAGAAUCGAGUCGAGUAGCCUUUUCUUUGGUCGGCGCGUCUUGAGGAGGCCGAGCAACGCAAACCGUGCAGUGGCAUUGCAAGCGAAGAAACGAGAGUCGAAGACGACGAGACCGAACGAAAAACGAGAGGAGACGCGAGAGGGACGAUCGAGAACCGGCAACGCGGAACAGGAGAAACUCGAAGAGAAGAAAGUUUUCGGCCGAGAGGGAUAUUCGGCUGGUUGAACCAUCGCAGUUGUGGUGGUCACGUGUAGCAGCGUGCGGGUGAAAACCGCGAGAGAGCAGCGUUUCUCGAAAAGGUCUGCAGCCGAAAGUAUCGACACAGCUGGACACCGUGGGUCCGGCUAACAACAGCGGUUGGUUUUUGCCUCUCUCUUUCUCGUCCUCGCGACACCUCGGCUUUGGAUACAUCGAGCCGACAUCAACAGCUGCCCGACGGAGGAUCGAGGCGCUCCCGAGACCGACCGUCGGAUAUCCUGGAGGACGAUGACGAUGGUGGUAAGGAGGAUCACGAGCGGUAACCGGAGGACGAGCAGCACGAGAGGACUCGAUUGAAUCUCGAUCGAAUCCGCUCGAAUACGCGGCAAUCGCCGCCGCCAUCGCCACCGCCGGAUCCGUCGUCGUCCGUCUCGCCUCUUUGCCGGCGACCGUCGUCGGCGACCGACCGGGCUCGCCGUCGGUCCCGUCGUCGCGACGGUACGACAGUUUACGUUCAACGCAGGGUGACACACAGUGCCGUAGUAGAAGCGUGCUGCUCUCAAAGACUGGCAAAACCGUCGGCAACCACUAUCGGUGAUACCGUGCAAGUGGUAUCGGAUCUCGCAAGGACGUGACUCGUUCGCGGACGGACAAAUACGCGGUUAUUCGCUCGGAAACGCGGCCGAUAACCAGCCAGGAUGCAGGUGGCAACGCUAUUUAGGGAGAGCGCCACCCUGUUGGGUGCCUCUAGCCUGGAUCCCCCGCAGACACAUCAUCACCAGGCUAUGCACCCGCAACAACAACAGCAGCAACAGCAGCAGCAGCAACUUCAACAACAUCCUGCCGACCUGCAUUUGGCUCAUCACAUGCAGCACCAUUACAAACUAUCGUAUCCGUCGCCUGUGCAAAAUGGUGGACCGAACGGCACCCCGAUGAAUUGCGCUGGUUCUCAAGGGGUGAUGGUAAAGCAGGAAGCGAGGGAUGACGGUUACGAGACAAGUCCGGACCUCGAGAUGAGGAGCACCGGUGGUGACAGCAGUCAGCAGUACCACACGCCACUGACACCGCACACACCGCACACACCACACACGCCGCACACACCCCUCACGCCGAUAUCGGCGACAGCGCAUCAACCCCAGCAACCUGGCUCGACCGCUUCCACCCUCGGACAGGUGGCGAUCAAGUGCGAGACUCCGGUGGAUCCGUACUCGUUCGUCGACGAGGAAAUGUCGAUGGGCGGCAUCAGGACGGCGAGCAGUCCGGUUGGCAAUCCGGAAAACAUGACGUGUCCAGCUGGAGGCCAAGGAGUCCUCUCUACACCUACGUCGACGCCGCCUGGAUCGCUAUCCGGACCGCAACAUCUUCAGAUGAACCUCGGCGUAAUGAACGGCACCGUGAAUCCCCAGUUGGCGGCGCAACAGCCGAAGAAACGCGGCCGCAAGAGAAAAUCCGAGAUGAUUCUCACCCCCGAAGAGGCGGAGUUAGCCGAGGCGAAGAAACGAGCAAAGACGUACAAGGAGAGAAAGAAGCACGACAGAUUCGACGGUAUGCCGGAAGAGGAAGUGAGCAAACGCGUUCUUCCCGAUCAUCUUACCAACAACCUGGACAUUAUUAUAAUUGGAAUCAACCCGGGACUGUUCGCCGCUUACAAGGGCCACCACUACGCCGGACCGGGAAACCAUUUCUGGAAGUGUUUACACUUAAGUGGUCUGACACCCGAACCACUGACAGCAGAUGACGACUACAAGCUCCUACGCUUCGGUAUCGGUUUCACGAAUAUGGUAGCUCGUGCCACUAAAGGCAGCGCUGAUCUAACGAGGAAGGAAAUCAAAGAAGGCAGUCACAUUUUGUUGGAGAAAUUACGAAAGUAUAAACCGAAGAUUGCCGUGUUUAACGGUAAACUGAUAUACGAGGUAUUUUCCGGGAAGAAGGAAUUUGGAUUCGGUAGACAACCCAACCUGGUGGACGGCACAAAUACGUACAUGUGGGUGAUGCCAUCGAGUAGCGCCAGGUGCGCGCAACUUCCACGGGCGGCGGACAAGGUGCCAUAUUAUGCGGCGCUCAAGAAAUUUCGCGAUUACUUGAACGGCACGAUCUCUCAUCUGGACGAGUCCGACAUAGUGUUCGCGGACUCGAAGCUGAAGAAGAAGGAACAGGAGGCGAUCGAGGACAAGAAACCGGCGUAUUGCGAGGAGCUUACGAACGAAGGAGAGAGCAGGAUCACCGACAUGAAUGGAACUAUCAUCAAACAAGAUUCAAAUUGCCAAAUACCUGGCAAGAAGAAAAGAGGCAGGCCAAAGAAGAUCAAGAAUCCGGAAGAUCAACCACCGCCCGAUCCCGAGAAAUUAGACGCGAACGGGGAAGUGAUAAAGAAGCGACGGGGGCGGCCGAAAAAGAUUCAUCAACAACAAAAGCAACAGGAGCGAGAGAUCAGAGAACGAGAACAACAGCAGCAACAACAACAGCAACAUCAGGGUAUGGGUCAUCUAGGAGACGGUUACGGUACCGUGGUACCCAAUUGUUUCUCUCCGCCGAAGACGUUCGCGCAUAUGGCUCCGUACCCUCAACCGAUGAACGAUUCUGGAUACUACGGCCAAGGCAUCAACGACAGUCCGUACAGUAUAAAUGCGAAACAGAGCCCGGUACAUUUACAGCACUACAGCCAAAGCCCGAAAUCCAUGUCGCUCUCGUUUACUCAUUCCGAUCUAUCCUCGGAGAUCAACACCGCGAUCUCUUCGGAGAACAACUUGGAGCCUUCGCCAUUGACAUCCCCGAGCGUCGAACACCCAGACUUCGAACCACCUACCAGUAUCUCUCAACAAAAUAUGAACAACGAUCAUCGUCAGUACAAUCCGGCCGGAAAUGGCGACAAUACGGGCCAUCACGGUAGUCCAGGAACGCCGUCUCAUCCGAGUUACACCAGCUACAUGGGUUACCACGAGCAAACAUCCGACCCCCACAAUCCCCAUCCUCAUCAGACCACGCCGACACCGUUGAGUCAAACUACCGACGAACAUUCGCAUCACUCGCAUCCCACUCCUCCGCAUACGCAUCCCCAUACGCCGACACACGCCUCGAUGUCGCCUCAUCAUCCGCACGAACAGUACGCCAUGAAAAGGAACACCGGACAGGACGUGGCCUCGAAAAGUCUCAGCGACCUGGAAUCUCUAGUCGAUCAGAUACCGAGCAUAGCCGAUGGGGGUAGCCAACGUUUGCAACACACGCAUCCGGGAAUGACCGACGAUGGAUCUUUGGCGGAAAAAAUGGAAGCGCAUCAUCAGUCUUAUUUGUCGGGAUUCUCCGGUAUGCCUAAUGCUGGCAUGUCCAAUUACAGCCCUCCCUUGGCGCCUACCGGUGCGAUCUAUCCAUCUUCGUUGCACCAUUCUCCCAACGACGGUUACGGUUCUCUUUACGGCAUGAAUGGACGUCAACAUCAAGAUUCGCAGCAACAACAACAACAGCAACAGCAGCAGCAGCAGCAACAACAGCAGCAGCAGCAGCAGCAGCAGCAACAACAGCAUCAACAGCAGCAGCAACAGCAACAACAUAGUAAAUCUUAUACCGUCGAAAAUCUAGCGUCUAGCAAUUACACGCCGAGCAUGAGCCACGGACAUCCUGGUAACUCGUAUCCGAAUAUAAUUCCCGGACCUCAUUAUCCCGUGCCGAUGGGAUCGACGAACGGGUAUCUUUUUGGUGGCCUUGAGUCAAGCUUGAUGCAACGCACCUACGGGAUGAGCGGUAUGAGCGGUAUGGGAGGAAUGCACCCAUCCCUCGGUCACAUGGCCAAUCCUUAUUCCUACAAUGGUUCGUAUUCUAGUUCCUUCGACGCCUAUCCGGCGCCGCCAGCAGGGAUUCACGCGCCCAGCGCCAAUUAUCCCGGCGGUUACGCGAGCGUUGGUAGCGCGACGCCAGGUACUUCUACGCCACCGUCUUACCUUCCUUCCCAUCACAGACCGUCGGUCGACCUCGCUUACGACGGUGUAUGAUAAUCGAUGUAAAGCUAUUAUUCGACGUACAUACGCGCACGCUCACACACACGCUCGCAUUCGCCCUCGCGCGCAUGCGCGCGCGCGUUUACACAAACACGUAUACAAAUACACGCACAGACAGACAUACAGACGGAUAGACAUACAAACGGACAACGGACAAACAGACAGACGAACGGACAGACAACUGGCAAACAAGCAGACGAUUCGAGCGCUACGUUUAUCUUUUCUACGUAUUUUUACACGUUUAGGAUCCGCCGGAACGAUCGUCUCUUUCUGGCGCGACUUGCUACUGCGAUUUGCGCGCCCGUUUUUCUUCCUCUUUCUCCUUUCAUCGAUCUCUCCGAGCUUCUUUACGCUUUCCUCGAACCUCCUGUACCUUUCAUCGCGUGUUUUCGUAUUCACUCGGAACUCUUCCCUCUCCCGAUUUUUCCCCCUUCUUUUCUUUUUCAUCCGGCUAGAUCAACGAUUAUGCCGCGAGUAGCAACGGGCGCACGGUUCGAAACCGCGACGGCAACCGCUAUGAGAAGGAAAAAGAAAGGGAAAAAGCCGGUUCUCGCACGCGCUACGCAAUCAGGCUGUCGAAUUAUGUAAAUGCGUUAAUAGGGUUUCGAAAGUGGCGUGCUCGUCCAGAUGCUAUUUGUCUCUUUUUCGCAGUGAUCGCGCAUCGAUCGUCGAUAAUGGGAAAAGUCGAACGUUGAAGUUUCGCUUCUUUCCAUCGUUUUCUAACGUUAUACUGUUACGCUUUCGUUAUUGUUGAAGAAUAUUCCGCUGUUUCGCUUCACUGGCAAACAUGUGCGAUCUGUUGCUGUUUCAACGAAUCGGUAUACAUUUUUCUCCGAACGUCGCUCGUUAAAACAUGCAAAAGUUUUACGUAUUUACGCGUGUAUUCGUCCUUAUUUUAUCCUCUUUUUCCGUUCCUUUCGUUGUAUGAGAGAAGGUAUGCAGUUUGUACGCGUCGAAUCGUUUAUGUCACGUUAUUAACUGUAACCGUUAUGUCCACAAGUGAGACUGCUAUUCGAUAAACGGUAGCGUUCGACCUUCGUGUUGAAGCAUUUUUUACGAACCAAUGGACGAAAUAUAUCCGAAUUAGCGGAAUAUGUAUACACGUUCGCGUUGAAACAUUGACCGGUAAUCGUAGCGAUGCGCUAGUCGCAAAAAUGUAAUUCGCGAAAAGUCGAUCGAUACACUACCGAGUAGAAAGUACGACUUUCAAUGAUAUUCCUAAAAGAAUUUGGAAAUAUUUUCUGUUCGCGGUGUAACAAAUGCGAUGUCGUAGGUAUACGACUGCUGCAUCCUAUACAGCUAUGUAUAUGCGUGCGUUACAGUGUAUGAUAUGUUACAUCAAAGCAAUAGCGCAUACACGCGUGUGCACAUGAUUAAUUGCAAAGUGUAUGUGUUUAAUGCGAAUCUAGUCAAUUCGAUUCGUUGAAUCGUGGCGGUUUAUCGCAAUCGACCGAGUAAUUUUACACGCGGAUUAAGUCGGGAAAGAAAACUGACCGAUCGAUAGAGGUACUGAAUUUCGCGCGAUUUCCCUUCCGCUCGUACGGACAGAGAAGAGACUCGACUGAAUCGCGAUCGACGUUAACCGAUCACAGGCGAAUAUUUCACCACGUUGAUUGUAUUCUCGCGUAAUAGCCUACUUUCAACGUGUUAUUUUUUAUCGCCUGUAUUCCAACAUGAAAUAGUGGAAUCUUCUUUUUGGUCAUCAAAUGACACAAAGAGAUGCAUUCGUCGUAAUUUUUCCCUCUAACUCUUCAUUAUAAUUUCGCAGAUACUUUUUAAUUUAAUCGGCAUACACGAAACAGAAAUGAAAACGUAAACGGUCGAAAGAUCUCGCGGUCUCUUUGUCUGUACGCGUUGGUCGAACGAAUCGCGGAAAGUUUGAGCAGUAAAAAAAUUAAAAAAAAAAAAAAAAAAAAUUAAAAAACGGGAGAGAUGGGUCGCGAAAGAAAAUCUCUCGAUAGUCGAUUGGGUAGGCAUCCUCGCUUUCGUACCUCGCACUCGCUACAGCCAUAGCCAUAAUCGUUCUCGUUGCAAUUUGUUUAUCGGUUAAUGCAUAUCGGUUAAUCGUUGACUAUCGACGUCGCUGUGAAAUGUCAUAGGUUACCGUGAUUUUUAUAGUUAUCGCGUUAUGUUGUCUCUCGUUAAUUGUAUAUUUCAUCGCUGCGUUUCGAGUAAUCGAGGAUUACAGUGUUUUUAUCGAUACACGAUCACAAACAGUCGAUGUAGAUGUAUGCCAUAACCGACAUCCUCUUUUGUCGCUAAUCAAUGCUGUAAAAUUGCGCAUCUGGCAUGAUUAUAUGCAAAGAAAUAAAUAUACGCACGCGUACGUGUACACGAUCGUACAUAAACAAGCGGAAAAGAAAGAAGAAAAAAGGAAGAAAAUGAAAAAGAAAAAUAAGAAAGAGGAUGAAAGAGAUAUACGUAUACGCGUGUACGCGUUCACGUGCCUAUACUUAUAGAAUACACAUACAAAGUAUAAAUAUUAUAUAUUGACUAUCUACGAUAAGCGAGAAACAUUUAUCGAGUAAUCACAUAGGAUGUGUUGAAACAUUUAAAAUGAUGCACAGGGUAUAGAUGAGAAAAUCGUUGAUAUAAUAACUGAUGUCUAUAUAAUGAAUGUUUCUUUUGUUCUAUCGGCCUCAAGGACACAAAGCGCGUACGAUCGACAAUUAAUCUAUGGUAGAUGUUUUUCAGAAUCCAUUCCGAUUCAAAGGGGACGGUUUUAGUAUAAGUGUCGUCGGUGUUAAUCGUUCGUCGAUAAUGAAACGAAACGAAAAAAAAAUGAAGGGAAGAAAAAGAUGGAAGCAGGGAAACGGAAAUGAACGUAUACCGUGCCGAACGGAACGAACCAUCGCUACGAAUUAAUCGAUACCUUUCGAUUAAUCGAAUCAAUCGAUUGUAAAUUGAUCGCUAAGAAUUAAGUAUUAAGUAUAAAUAUAUUAUACAGAUUUAA